This is a messenger RNA of Closterium sp. NIES-67, 1357 nucleotides long. The record is from the annotation of a GenBank genome assembly. Lineage: Eukaryota; Viridiplantae; Streptophyta; Zygnematophyceae; Desmidiales; Closteriaceae.
GGCCCGGGCAGCAAGGCGGACGUGUUUCGGCGGCGCCUGCACCUGCUGCUGGCGCGCACGGCCCGCCACCGUCGCUUCGCCGUGCCGCUGCUGCCCCUGGGGAGCGCGGAGCAGCAGCAGUACACUGAGCUGACGCCGGUGCAGGCGCUGGUGGGCGGCACAGCGGUGUCGCAGCAGCGGCGGCACGUGGCGGGGGUGCUGUCGCAGCUGGAGGACGGGCGCUUCUUCCUAGAGGACCUGGCUGCCGCGCUGCCGCUCGACCUCGCACAUGCCACACCGUCCAUCGGCUACUUCACGGAGAAUUCAGUGGUCAUUGCAGCGGGGCAACUCACACCCUCCGGCUGCUUCAAGGUGACCUCCCUGGAGUUCCCCCCUUUGGAGCCAAGAGAGGAGGCUCUUUCUCUCGCAGAGGGCUUUGACUUCUUUGGAGCAGGUCCCAUUGACUCCGACAGAUAUGCGUGGAUACAGCAGCGCGAGGCGGAGGGCGUGUCGGAGGGUGUUAUGUUCAUCGUUAUUGCUGGCAUCGCGCUCGACCACCCCCAGACCCUGUCGCGCCUGGCGACGGUGUUCAGUGGCUACGACGCCAUGGACCCCCCUCCGCGCCUCUUCCUGCUGCUGGGAGACUUUUUCACCACGCCCUGGAGCCUCGCCUCGCACCAACUGCACGCGCACAGGGAGGCCUUUGCUCAGCUUGCCCGGAUCAUCGCAUCCAAUCGCCGGCUCAAGGAGAAGUCCCUCUUUGUCUUUGUCCCGGGGCAAGGCGACCCAGGCCCAUGCUCCGUGCUGCCGCGUCCGCCUCUGCCGCGCUUCUUCACAGAUCCCAUCACGGAUGCCCUCCCCUCUGCUCUCUUCACCUCCAACCCCUCAAGGUUAAAGUUCUUCUGUCAGGAGGUGGUCAUUCUGCGCUCUGACUUGCAGCGCCACAUGCAGCGCUGCGCCGUGCUGCCCCCACUCAAAGACGCCGCUGACCCUUUCACCCAUCUUGCCACCACAGUGGUGCACCAGGCGCACCUGAGCCCCCUCCCCCUGACAUCCCAGCCUGUGUUCUGGGACUACGACUUUACCCUGCACCUCUUCCCUGCACCACAUGUGUUGAUUCUGGCAGAUGCAGCUGAUCAGGGCAGCACAGUGGUGAAUGAUGUCACCUGCAUCAACCCAGGUUCCUUCUCCCUAGAUGGCACCUUCACUGCGUACUACCCGGCCACACGGACGGUCGAGCACUGUAACGUGUGAUGUUUUUUCUGCCUGCACAGUGUGCCGAUAAAGUUGUACGCUUGUACAUGUGAAUUUCUUCAUUCAAUAAUUUUACCUCCUCUCUUCCUUAAACCCAUGGGCUAUGGCUUUCUUUUAUAUUGCU